Messenger RNA from Trichoderma harzianum CBS 226.95, 270 nucleotides. RefSeq lists its product as hypothetical. The record is from RefSeq and is a predicted model, not a curated record. The coding region runs from base 1 to 270 and encodes 89 amino acids. NCBI's taxonomy places the organism in Eukaryota, Fungi, Ascomycota, Sordariomycetes, Hypocreales, Hypocreaceae. The transcript has 3 exons.
AUGGCAUCCUUGCCUAGCCUCCAACGUACGAUCUCUGAGAGGGGGGAUAAGAAAAUUUUCUUGACCCGGCCCGCGCACCAUGACGAGAGUCCAAGACGCACCUCACUGGUCCGUUUGAGUAGCGAGGACGACAAACAGGGCAAGGCCAUCUGCGACAACGGACGCCUAGGAGAUGCAUUGGGACGAUGCACAAUGAUGGAAGCCAGAUCUCUGCGCAACGGCAUCCGUGCCUCUAUCCCAAGCCUCAAUGAGCAGGUGGCCGCGACCUGA